Messenger RNA from Scaptodrosophila lebanonensis, 1380 nucleotides. RefSeq lists its product as uncharacterized. NCBI's taxonomy places the organism in Eukaryota, Metazoa, Arthropoda, Insecta, Diptera, Drosophilidae. The coding region runs from base 1 to 1380 and encodes 459 amino acids. Gene Ontology annotation, biological process: G protein-coupled receptor signaling pathway. Gene Ontology annotation, cellular component: membrane. The record is from RefSeq and is a predicted model, not a curated record. The transcript is spliced from 3 exons. Gene Ontology annotation, molecular function: G protein-coupled receptor activity.
AUGGAUACCAACAUUUCCAUGAUGAACCUUACAACAUUUGUGCCAGGAGACACGUGUGUUUACCAAAGCCAUAUGCCGUCCGUUUCUAUCUUCAUUAUCUAUGGCCUGAUCGUACCUACGCUGGCCGCUUUCGGCCUAUGCGCCAACUUUAUCAACGCAGUUGUUUUCAUGAGACCCAAAAUGACGCCGUCAGCGUUCACAUAUUUGGCCGCGUUGUCCUGUCUAGACUGCGUCUCCUGCCUCCUCAUCACCUUCACAGCUCUGUCCCGCAGCUACUUCUACAACAGUGCCAAGUGGAUAACCUACGACUAUCAGUGGCAGACACCUCUAUUUAGCAUUAGCACCGGUGCUGCUAAUCUAAUACUGGCCUGCCUUAGCUGCGACCGCUUCAUCUACCUAUCGCAUUUACAGUCCGGCAAUGGGGCCCCGCGCUUUUGUCGUCGCAAGGUAGCACGAAACAUGGUUGGCGCUGUCCUGGUCAUCUCCAUUGCGGUCAACAUGCCAUAUUUCUUUGUGUUUGUGGUGGACAAAACGGAUGGCAUAUGCUAUGUGACGAACUUUUAUUAUACCAAGUUCUAUCAGGUGCACAAUUGGUUCACGUUUACACUACUUGCUGUUCUCCCGGCCAUUUUUAUGAUUAUUGGAAAUGCCGCCAUUAUCAUUGCCUUCGGACGCUGGGCCAAGCAGGGCAAAUUGUGCCAACAGACCUCAAAUUUACGUACCACACGAAAACGAUAUCAGCACCAAAUGAAACUGACUGUUACGAUUGUAAUUGUUGUGACGCUUUACCUGAUUGGCGAGCUGCCCGCUCACAUGACAUCUAGGAAGAGUGCAAUGAAUUUGCUCUUUGGUGGCGACAGGGAGAAAAUCAAUCAAGAUGUAAUGGAACAUAUGGAGGUUAUCUGCAUCACGCUCAAUGCCCUGCAGCUAAGCAUGAACAUUGUCGUGUAUGCGGUCAUCAAUCCAUCCUUUAUACCCGAAUUCUUUUUGUGCCUUCGCGGUGCUUCGGAUGCCGUUUUUCGUCUGUGUUGCCUGACGGCAGUGACGCGUGGCUGUAAAAAGUGCUGGAAAGAAAGGCGACAUCCACUUGAGGAGCAGUGUGUGGUCAACAGCAUCUCGGUGCAGCAGUUGCCGGCGGAUGAAGCGCGGCAGUGCGGCUGCGAAAGCUGGAGCUCCAAUUCGGCGUGCGAGAUCGAAGCACAUGCAAAUUCAACGGUUGGUACUUUUGCUUUUAUGCAUUCGGAAGGCAAGUCAGAGCGAUCCGACGAUUUAAAGAAACCGCAAGUAUUUGCUACAAUGUCCAGUGCGUCUUUGCAUCUGAGUGAAAGCAAGCCUGACGACGACUUACGUUUCAGUUCUCCAUUUAUUAUAAUAUCUUAA